This is a messenger RNA of Amaranthus tricolor (Joseph's coat), 702 nucleotides long. RefSeq lists its product as uncharacterized. Bases 119 to 493 code for a protein of 124 amino acids. The record is from RefSeq and is a predicted model, not a curated record. NCBI's taxonomy places the organism in Eukaryota, Viridiplantae, Streptophyta, Magnoliopsida, Caryophyllales, Amaranthaceae. The transcript has 2 exons.
GGAAACGCAAACUCGGAUAUCCAAUUUGGCAAAUUGGGUUCCGAACUCCAGAAUUUUCUUGGGGGACUAUAACUAUUGAGGUAGUCCUAAAAACGAACUCAAUCGAUAAAUCGAAGAGAUGAAUAUACUGUGGAAGAGCGAAUCAUGGCGAUGGAUCGUAACAAAAACUCGGGAUUCAAAACCAUUCUUCUUCACUUUUGCAAUGGUUUGUGGUGUUAUUCCUGGUAUUGUCGGCUAUGGGGUUAUGCAAGUCACCAACUCUCGUAAUGAGAAGCUUGAGUCCCAUCUUCGCAACAACUCUCGCCCUGAAACUAGGAUGAUGGGAGAAGUAAACAAAGAGAGGCUUGCUGAAUAUCUAGCUGAACUGCAGCGAAAGGAAGACACAAAUGAUCGAUAUGUGGCUGCUUUGAGAGGGGAGACGUUAACUAGAAAACCGUACGUGAGGAUACAACCCAUUCCUAAGCAAAAUCCUACGGAACCUACUGAGAAAUAGAGAAUUAAAUCAAUGAACGUUAACUGGUUGCAUCCAAACGUUUCUUGUAAUUUUAUGAAUUAGAUGGGGUUUUCCCUAGUAGAAAUGCCUAUUUUUUAAUUUAUAUUACUGUUGUACGUGUGGGUGUAAUUUCGUCCUACGAAUUUUUUUCAUUUUCCAAACGUUUAUAGUUUUUGGUUUUGAAAUAUAUUAAGAUAGUUCAUUAAAAA